Messenger RNA from Diprion similis, 617 nucleotides. RefSeq names its product mediator of RNA polymerase II transcription subunit 11 (gene MED11). Gene Ontology annotation, cellular component: mediator complex. Gene Ontology annotation, biological process: regulation of transcription by RNA polymerase II. Gene Ontology annotation, molecular function: transcription coregulator activity. NCBI's taxonomy places the organism in Eukaryota, Metazoa, Arthropoda, Insecta, Hymenoptera, Diprionidae. The transcript is spliced from 4 exons. Bases 122 to 547 code for a protein of 141 amino acids. The record is from RefSeq and is a predicted model, not a curated record.
CUUAGAGCAUAUACAGUAGUACAGGCCCGACAUUACCAAAAAUUUCGAAUCUCUGGACGCAUUUUUAUUGCAUGAAAUAAUAAUAAUCAGUAUAGAAAUUCACUGCAAUUCGUUUGUCACAAUGACACCGCCAAUGGAGAGAAUCCAGAUUUUAGAAUCAAUCGAAAAGGACAUAAUUAUAUGUUUACAGAGUGCAGGUCAAGCAUUUGUCGAGUUGAGUAAGGAGAAGUCGAGCCUCAAACAGGCUGAAAGUCAAACCCACCAAUUCCUUAAGACUCUGGCACAUGUGGAAUCAAAACUGAGCGAGCAAAUUCACUACCUGACCCAAGUGUCGACAGGUCAACCACACGAAGGGUCAGGAUACGCCAGUCAAAAGGUUUUACAAAUGGCAUGGCACAGACUGGAACAUGCACGAAGCAGGGUCAACGAGCUCGAACGAAUAAAGAACAAACACCUACACGGCCGAACAGUCGCCAGAUCUUCGCAGCCUCAAAUGCUGUCCAGUAUUUCCCUACAGCCCUUAUCACAGUCUGCCGCAAAUCCAUAAAUCUUGUGUAUCGCCUAGACCAAUAUUUAAAAACACUAGCCCACAUUCACACUAUUUUAAGAUCGGAAGA